AUGCUUCAGCAACCAACUUCUUUAAGUCUUGCACUAACUUACAAUCUUCCAGAAAGUUACCAAAAUUUUGAUGAAAAUGAAUCAUAUGCAAACUAUUCUUAUUGGCAAGGUCCUGAUAUUUCCAAUGUAACCGGAGAAGUUAUCGCGGUUUUAGAUCAAGCCGGAAGCUUUGGAAUUGUAUAUGGAAAUUCAUCUGAUGGUGCAGUUUAUGUUUAUAAGAAUGAUAAUGAUGAUGCAGGUUUAGCUUCUGCAAUUCAUCAAUCUACACCGUUAACCGUUCUUAGGAGACUGACACUCGAAGAGAAUGGAAAUCUGAGGUUAUACCGAUGGGAAGACGUAAAUGGAUCGAAACAAUGGGUGUCACAGUGGGCUGCAGUUUCAAAUCCAUGUGAUAUUGGUGGAAUUUGUGGUAAUGGAGUAUGUAAAUUGGAUAAAACUAAGACUAAUGCUUCUUGCACUUGUUUACCAGGAACUUCUAAACUAGGAAGAGAUGGACAAUGUUAUGAGAAUUCAUCUCUGGUUGGAAAAUGUACUAAUGGAAAAAACGAAAACAAGACAUCGAGUUUUAGAAUUUCGACAGUGCAACAAACUAAUUAUUAUUUUUCUGAAUCUUCAAUAAUAGCUAAUUAUAGUGAGAGUGAUGUUUCUUCUGUAUCAAAAUGCGGCGAUGCAUGUUUGUCCGAUUGUGAUUGUGUUGCUUCUGUUUAUGGACUAAAUGAAGAAAGACCUUUUUGUUGGGUGUUGAGGAGUUUAAGUUUCGGCGGUUUUGAAGAUACGAGCUCUACUUUGUUUGUGAAGGUUCGAGCAAAUAGUUCAUGGACACCAGAAGGACAAGAGGGAAGGUCUAAUAACAGUUCUUCUGAUGGAAUGGGGAGUGCUAAGGAAAAGGCUGUGAUUAUUCCAAUUGUUCUAGGCAUGAUAGUUCUCAUUAUUUUACUCACUAUGUUACUGUAUUACAGUGUUCAUAGAAAAAGAACUUUGAAAAGAGAGAUGGAAUGUUCAUUGGUCUUAUCAGGUGCUCCAGUGAAUUUUACUUACCGCGCUUUGCAGAUCAGGACAAGUAACUUUUCGCAGCUUCUAGGAACAGUUGGAUUUGGAAGUGUGUAUAAAGGAAGCUUAGGAGAUGGUACCUUAGUCGCGGUGAAGAAACUUGAUAAGAUUUUGCCUCAUGGAGAGAAAGAAUUUAUCACCGAAGUAAACACGAUUGGCUCAAUGCAUCAUAUGAAUUUGGUUCGUUUAUGUGGUUUUUGUUCUGAGGGACCUCAGAGGCUUUUAGUUUAUGAGUUCAUGAAGAAUGGUUCAUUGGAUCAGUGGAUCUUCCCUUCGAUUCGAGGACCAGAUAGAUUGCUCGAUUGGCAAACUCGUUUUGAUAUAGCCAAAAAUACUGCACAAGGGAUUGCAUACUUUCAUGAGCAGUGUAGAAACAAGAUAAUACAUUGUGACAUCAAGCCAGAAAAUAUAUUGUUAGAUGAAAACUUUUGUCCCAAGGUAUCUGAUUUUGGACUUGCUAAAUUGAUGGCAAGGGAACAUUCUCAUGUGGUAACAAUGGUAAGAGGCACUAGAGGCUAUUUGGCACCAGAAUGGGUUAGUAAUCGACCGAUAACCGUAAAAGCAGAUGUUUACAGCUAUGGAAUGCUUCUUUUCUUAUUUUUUUGGUGUUUUGUUUAG
Messenger RNA from Vicia faba (fava bean), 1668 nucleotides. NCBI's taxonomy places the organism in Eukaryota, Viridiplantae, Streptophyta, Magnoliopsida, Fabales, Fabaceae. The record is from the annotation of a GenBank genome assembly.